AUGGUCGUUCUAUAUACUGGAAAUCCCCCGAAAGGCUGCUGGGUCGACACUUGGACCUGUAUGCCACAGUUGACCGAACCUGCAAAUCUCCCUCCACCACCGUACAAUGGAAGCACUGCCAUCUUUGGAAAUUCCUCCAUUCGCCAGACAAUCAAAAUCUCAACAGGCGCUUCCCAAAUCCGUCUGCGUCUGAGCAAUGCAUUUGGCACGACAAAUCUCCCAAUCACUGCCGCUACUAUAGCUCUGCCGGUGGCAUAUUCAGGGCGUAACUUCACCGGAUCCAGCGGUAUCAACAAGACUACCGUACGACCUCUUACUUUCUCGGGCAAUCAAAGCAUAUCAAUCCCAAAUGGUGCUCUGGCCGUCUCUGAUCCUUUGGCCUUCGCGCUCAAAGCUGGACAGGUCCUGUCGAUAACGAUCUACCUGGCAGAUGGCCAGCAGGGCAACGCAAUCACAUCUCAUCCUGGCUCGAGAACUCAGAGCUGGAUUGCCCAUGGCGAUCACACGACGAGUUCAAACAUGACCGAUCCUUCUGCCACCAGCGUUUUCCAUUGGUAUUUCAUCUCAGCUUUAGAAGCUUGGCAACCGGCGGAAUACGGAGCUCUAGCAAUCGUGGGCGACAGCAUUACUGAUGGUCGAGGAUCAGACAAUAAUGGCAACAGCCGAUGGCCCGACCUACUGUUCAGCCGUCUGCAACGUGAAUCCAUGCUUGGAGAUUUGCUGCAAAAGAUCAGCAUUGCGAACCAGGCAGCUGGCGGCAACCGAAUCCUAGCCGACGGCCUUGGACCUUCAGCACUGAGUCGAAUUGAAAGGGAUGUGCUCGCGCAAUCCGGAGUCAGAUAUGCCUUGAUCUUUGAGGGUGUGAACGACAUUGGCGUCGCCGGCUCAGAUUCCACGAACCAGACUGCCAUCUACAACGCGCUCAUCCAAGCAUAUCAGCAGAUGAUCACUCGAAUCCAUGCUCGGGGCAUUGCUGUCUUUGGUGCGACCAUCACACCGUUCGGAUGCAUGAAUACGACUCUGCAACCUUAUGCAACCCCUGAGCGCGAAGCCACAAGGUUGAAAGUCAAUACCUGGAUCCGGAAGAGCAUUGGCAUGGCCGGCGGUUUCGACGCCAUCGUGGAUUUCGAUGCGAUUGCAAGAAAUCCCAGGAAUGCGACUCAGCUCAACCCACUCUACGAUCUUGGUGAUUGUCUGCACAUGAGUCCAGUAGGCUAUCGGGCACUCGCGGACGGAUUUCCUCUUGAUGUCUUUCGACAAUUUGAGCAUGGCGUGAGCGCAUUCAUGUAG
Molecule: messenger RNA, 1290 nt
Organism: Pseudocercospora fijiensis CIRAD86
Lineage: Eukaryota; Fungi; Ascomycota; Dothideomycetes; Mycosphaerellales; Mycosphaerellaceae
Exons: 2
Coding region: 1-1290 (429 amino acids)
Molecular function (GO): hydrolase activity, acting on ester bonds
Source: RefSeq, a predicted model, not a curated record